AUGGAUUGGGACACCCACUGUUGGCACAAGCUGUGUGAAGGCUUGCGCUACAUCCCGGCGGAAUGGCGCCCAGAUCUUCCUCAUGAAAAGCGGCUUGCGCUUCUGGCCAGAGAGGUGCAGUUGCACGAGUUGUACAACUGCAGCCCCAAGCUGCGCCAUCGCGUCAGAUGCAAGGGAGGACUUGGCAAGUUGUGGAAACUAGUGAUUGCCAAGGGUGCUACUGCGACAUGUUUGACGGAGGCCUUGCCAGGGCCAGUGAGUCCGUGCCUGAUGCAGGCUACGGAAGAACAGGAGGAAGCUGCUUGGCACAAGCUCCUAACUGACCUUCUCCAAUGCAAGCCAGAAUCCUUCCAUCACAAAUCCGCCAGCGAUUGUGGCCGAGUCCUGGGCAAGCACUUGCAACUGGCAACCCGGGAGCAAGCAUGCCCGAACUUGCGCAAGCGAAUCAAGUCCGAGGGCGGGCUUUGCAAACUCUGGUUCGGGCUGCAUGCGCAGACUCAUACUUCUGCGAACCAUGCAGCAGAGUCAGGCAAGCCCUGUCAAGACCAGCAGGCAGCGCCCUCCUACAGCGAGAGGACAGCCAACCCUGCUCCUGGUUUGGCUUCUAGGCGCAGUGCUGCUUCCCAGUCUCCGCACGAGCCCUUUUUUCGCAGAACGCCAGAUUGGGAGAGCUUCCCGUGCAUCGGAGGGGACACUGCAGAUACAUCCGCUGACGACGGCAUCAAGACCCCGGAAAUUUGGCCGGAUGAGUACCCUACUCGUAGGAUUGAUUUGCAAGAAGUACAUGAUUGUUUGCAGCACAAGCUUCAUUUCAUCUCAUGA
Messenger RNA from Symbiodinium pilosum, 822 nucleotides. Lineage: Eukaryota; Dinophyceae; Suessiales; Symbiodiniaceae. The record is from the annotation of a GenBank genome assembly.